Messenger RNA from Chlorocebus sabaeus (green monkey), 3832 nucleotides. NCBI's taxonomy places the organism in Eukaryota, Metazoa, Chordata, Mammalia, Primates, Cercopithecidae. The record is from RefSeq and is a predicted model, not a curated record.
AUGGCCACAGGAGAACACACCCCUGAUGACCCUCUGCUCAGAGGCAAAAAGCAAGAUCUCUAAGAGAUGCUGAGAGAAGUGGGCCUGGAUGUUGAGUAUUGGUUACCCAAGCUGCAGGAACACCUGGAUGCGACCUGUGUCCAGACCUUACAACACCUAGAAAAAAACAACCUCCAGAAGCUGAAAUCCCAGACACAACAUCCAUGGGAGAAAAGAGCCUUGGAGAAGCUGCUUACCCUGUCACACCCAAAAAGUCUUUCAGCAUUACAGGAGUCUCAGGUGGAGAGGGCAAAGAGAAAGCAGAAGCAGGCAGAAUAGGCACUGCAGGAGCUGAGGGACUUGCUGACAGAAGGGAAGCAGAGACAGGAAGAGGCAGUGAGGACAAGAGAAGCAGAGCUGAGACAAGCGAUGGACAUCCCUGAAGAGUACUGGCCAUCCCCUGAAGAGCCUCUAAGGGAAGUCAUGGAAAACCUGCAGAGACAACUCAACCUCAUAGAGUGGACACUGUGCCACAGGCAAAAUCUCCCAGAUAGAGAUGUGGUGAGAUGGGCAUCUGGAGGGCUGGCCCUCCAGGGAAUUUACAAAGCCAACCACCAAAGGGGCCUGACAAAGAAGAGAGAGGAGUUGCUCAGUGUCCCCAAAGAGUUUUUACUUUCGGAUCCUCAGCAAGGAACACAAAUGAAAACAAAGGAAUUCACAUCUCCUCAGGCUGAAUUCAUGUUUACCCAGACGGUAGAGAAGCUGGGCUUUAGUUUAACUACUUCAGCCAAGGACAGAAGUUGGGGGUUUAGUCUAGAAGCUGGUUUGGAUCACAGCAAACAUUCAGAAUCCAAGGAAACCCAACAAUCAAGUUCUAAGCAUUCUUAUUUCUGCUCAGCCAAGUUCAGCUACAUCCCCCUGGCCUCCUGCCACUUUCCCACUGAUCAGCUGCAGUUAUCCAAGCCUGCUCUCCAGGAAUUGAAAUGUAUUGAAGACCUUCUGAGUCAGACAGCAAACCCAGACAGAUUCUCCUUGCUGAGGCACAGGAUUGUAAACUUCUUCCACAGGUUUGGCUCUCAUGUUAACCAAGGCCCUCUGCACCUGGGAGGAAUCUACUGGUGGAAGGCCAUUUCAGAGGGUUAUUGCAGAGAGCAGUUGGCAGAAGUGACGCAGUAGUCUGCAGAGGCCCUGGACAUUUUCAUAAGGGACAGCUACAGUGGCUUUGGAGUGAAAGUUGCUGCAGAUGUGAAUGUUUCAGACUCUCAUUCGAAAACAGCCACUCAGACCAAAACUUCCCAAAAUCUCCAAACCGAGGUCCAACUAUCUGUGGCCUAAACAGGUGGCCCACCAGAAGCAGAUGUCCUUGUCCAGUGGAAAGCUGGCCUCGUGGCCAGCAAUCAAACCUGGUGUGUCAUUGACCACGGGCUUCAAUUGGUGCCAAUUCGGGACAUUAUCCUCUCCAGCCACAGAAGCAAUUUUAAGGAUCCUCUUCAAGUGGCUAACUUCCUGAAAGACAGCUACACUGCUCUGACUAGCAUCACCCAGAUCCAGGAAGGGGAAGAGUUACUGAGUGCUGGGAAGGAGGCCAGGGUUUUUCUAGAGGAUGUAAAAUCUUGGGAGGUAUCUGAUCCUGAAGAGCAACUUAUAAAACUGAUAAAUUUCAUGAAAAUGUUGAGUCAAUAACUAAAAAGUUAUGACACUUGGAUCAAUAUAUGUCUCACAGAUUGGGAUCUGCAGAAUUUUCUAGUAAACACCGUCAACUUUUGCAAAAACUCUUCCAUUUAUAAAACUAAACAUAUUAAAUCUCAUUUGCGCAGCCUUCUGGAUCCUCACAUCUACAGAGUGACAAACUUUCCUCAGGCUCACUUCAUCAUGCAGUGGAUCUUCCAGUCAGAUUCAGAGCAAGAGCAGGUGAAUGUUUCCCAGUUUUCUCAAUUAAUUGAGAUCUUAAAAGAAACCCAGAAUGAACUCAUGGAAGUAAAUGUCAAAUCGGAGUCCCCAGAAACAGUGGAGGAAGCUCAAAUAAAGUCCAUUUAUGAGGUCAGCUUGGCUCUCAGCUACUUCUUGAAUUAUCUCCAAAAAGCAGAGCUGACAGAACAACUCUUGCUACUUUCCAUUGCAGCUGCUGCAGGAUAUCGUGUGGUAAACAAUACUUUUCAGAGUCUCUUGGGGUGUGAUGAGUUAAGCUUCCUACUAGAUGAAAUGCAAACUGCCCAAAAUAAAUACCAGGAGCUUAAGAAUAUUUGCAGCUACAGGGCUCAGGCAUUCCUAGUUCUCACAGGUCUGACAGCCACAGUUGGAGACACAGCUAUUUUUUCAGAAGAGAAAACACAACGCAUGUCAUUAAUGAGACAUCACAUGGGACAAUCAUGGUCCAAAGAAGUUGCACAUGUCCUCACCAAACCUGGAGCAGAUCACGAUUGGGAAAUAGAGAAAGAAUUGAGAUUGCUCAUUAAUGGGGAUUAUGAAGAAGAAGUCACCAUCUCUUCUUUGCAAAUGGAAGAGGUGAGCAAACAAAGUCUCUUCUAUGGAAAGAAACAGCCUCAUGAACCACAUGACAAUGAAAAUAGCAAAUGGGAGAUGAUAAAAAAUGGAGCCUUCCUAGACUUACUCCAGCGUCUAGGUCUAGAACAGUACUACCCCAAAAAAUUGAGCAAAGCUAAUUUCCAUCUAGUCUAUAAGACUUCUGUGUACAACACCCAGCCCAGCUCUGAACAGGAGCUUCCCUUCUAUUUCCUGCAGAAACUACUGAUGAUGAAUUAUGAGCUGAGAUACCUAGUCUUCAAAGAUGGUAGAAACACAGAACACCAAGUACAUCCAAAUGCCUCAGAUCAGGAAGAUGAAGCUUUUGAUCCAUAUGAAAACAUUUUUGAAGACAGUGAUAGUCCCACUAAAUCUUCAUCCACUAAGCCUAGCCCCCAUAUUCACCCAAUGGAUAUUCAGAUGACAAUUUUUCACUGUGCAGAUGAUUUUGCCAGACAAUAUAUUUUGGCCAAACUUUCCACUUGUCAGCUUUCCCUCCCCCUUUUGGUGCCUUAUCCCUGUACUUCUCAGAUUGAAUUCUCUCUCUGGUCUCUCUGUCAAAUUACAAGAAGUUGGCGAGAAGCAAGGAAAUCACCAAAAGGGAAGAACCAUUAUAAGAAUCAGCAGAUGUGUUGUGUCUCUACCUCAAUUAUGUCCUUCAUAAGAGUUGGAAAUAGCCUCUCUGCUUCCAAAUCUCAGAUUAUGAACUGUCUUCUCAGUAAACGGAAACAUGACGUGUUUUUUCACUGACACUGCAGAGGAAGCAGGAAAGAUUGCCUCUUGAUGGGGGAUGUGGUAGAAAUCUACUGGUUCUGUCCAGGAGGGGAAGAUGAGGACAGAUUUGACAAUGAUGUGACCUUCACCAAUCUUCAUGGAGAUGCAAAGGAACAUGAGCAGCAGCUCAACUUCCUGAAGGAGGUGUCUACAGUCAUUGUGGUCCUCAUGUCAGCCACUGACGACAAUGAAGGAAACCGAAAAAUUGUCCAUAACGUGUGGCAGGCAUCGAGGCCAUUGAUCUGCUUGCUCGAUGACAAAGAAGCAACCAUGACCAGUAAUUCUGGCCAAAGAAUGAGAAUGGGUAUCAAGGAUAGGAAUGAGGCAGAAUUAAUGGAGGAACUCACAGCUACAGUCAGACAUUUGGAAAGCAAAUUUUGAAAAUAAGCUAAUAGCCCUUAAAAAAAAACUUAUUUCAGAUAGCAAAAGACAAGCCAAUGAACUCAUUCGUUUUAAAAACAAAAGUCAAGAAAGACUGAAUAAGAUAAACACAGAUUUUGAAAAAGAAGUAUUGGAAAGGAGCUGAAAGUUUGCUUUAACUGUAAAGGGUAAAGAA